AUGGCCCUCAGGCAGCGGCUGAAGAAGACAAACCAGUCCGACUCUGUUCUCGCUGAGUCAACUCACGGCCACCCAUCCCCACUCGAGGCCAGGGAUGAGCUCAAGGAUGAGCUUGAACACGUCCUUCGCCACAAACACAAAGACGAGAAGGCGGCGCACACAAGACGCUUCUAUGCGACGCGCAGGUUUCUUUUCCCACUAGGACUCUGCCUCGGUGUCCUCCUCGGCUUCAGUCUCAUUCAACCCGCCGAUUUCCAAGACUUCCAAACACACCUCGCCCUGCUCAUGGACGCGUUCGAGUUCAGGAUACCCGAAUUACCUGGUGUCGAUUUCCCCCAGUUCAACUUCACCAGCAUCGAGCGUGAGUGGCAGAGUCUGUGGGCCAACCUACCAGAGCCAUGGAAGCUUGCUGCCGAUGGUUUGGAGUUCACCGUCGGAGACAAGAUCGCUGCAGAGGGUCACUCGGCCAAGCAUCCAGUGGUGCUCGUGCCGGGAAUCAUCUCCACCGGUCUGGAAUCCUGGUCGACGGAUCCAGAGUAUAGGCCUUUCUUCCGCAAGAAGGUCUGGGGUGGCUUCUCCAUGAUCUCUCAAGUCACUUUCAACCGUGACAAAUGGAUAGCGGCUCUGAUGCUCGAUCCAGUCACCGGGCUGGAUCCUCCUGGUGUUCGAGUCCGUGCGGCGGAAGGAAUCGACGCUGCCAGCAGCUUUGUCCAAGGGUACUGGCUCUGGUGCGUGUCGAAAAUCAUAGAGAACCUCGCAGUUGUCGGAUACGACACGAACAAGUUACACCUCGCCCCGUACGACUGGCGUUUGUCAUUUCACAAUUUAGAAGUACGGGAUGGGUAUUUCUCCAAGCUCCGGACAACGAUCGAGGGCUUUGUGCAACGUGAAGAUCGCAAAGUCGUCUUGACAGCGCACUCGAUGGGUAGCACGUAUUUCAUGAAAUGGGUGGAGUCCCCCCUUCACGGCAAGGGCGGGCCCGACUGGGUCGAGAACCACAUUGAGGCGGUGAUCCACAUUGCUGGCACUCAUCUUGUAAGCCAACUUGGUCCAAUGUCCGCUCUCCUCUCUGCGGAGAUGAAGGACACAGUCGAACUCAAUCCCGCAGGCGCAUACGUGCUCGAGAAGUUCUUUUCCCGCAAAGAGCGGCAGAAACUUUUCCGUAGCUGGGCGGGCAGUGCAAGUAUGUGGGUAAAGGGCGGAGACGACGUCUGGGGUGGCCAUGACUGGGCUCCGGAUGAUCUGCCGGAUGCAAAAUACUCUCAUGGCUCUUUGAUCUCUUUCCGAGCCGGUUCUACAGCUUUGGAGAGCUUAGACGACGACUUACACAACAUGACAUCCAGUCAGGCUGGGACGUGGAUAUUAGGACGCACACCUACUAGUUUCCAGAAAAUGUUGGCAAGCAACUACUCUUACGGUAUUGAGCGAGACAUCGAGAAGCUCAAGGCAAACAACCUGGACCACACCAAGUGGACGAACCCGCUCGAAGUGCAGCUCCCAAACGCGCCGUCGAUGAAGAUCUACUGCGUGUACGGACACGGCAAGGUGACGGAGCGCUCGUACUGGUACACCCAGCGCUCAUACGAGUACGACGACGUGCAGCCGGACGACCCGCGCGAGCUCUGCACGGACGCGGACGCGGCGGGCGGCGGCGAGUGCACGUCGCCGCGCGCCGGGCUCGACAUGCCGCUCGCGCGCGCGACGGCGAUCGACGCCGAGUUCACGGACGACGGCGCGCGCCCGCCGAUCCUCAACGGCGUCAAGAUGGGCGAGGGCGACGGCACGGUGAGCCUGCUCAGCCUCGGCGCGAUGUGCGUCGAGGGCUGGAAGCGCGAGCGGUGGAACCCGGCCGGGAUUCGGGUCACGACCGUCGAGCUCCCGCACAACCCGGUCUCGACGGUCCCUCGCGGGGGCGGCCUGUCGGGCGAGCACGUGGACGUGCUGGGCAACACGGCGCUCAACGAGAUCAUCCUCAAGGUCGCGACGGGCGCGGCCGACGACGUGCAGGACCACUUCGUGUCCAACAUCCGCGAGUAUGCGAAGCGGGUGCGGUGGGACACCUGA
Molecule: messenger RNA, 2064 nt
Organism: Epithele typhae
Lineage: Eukaryota; Fungi; Basidiomycota; Agaricomycetes; Polyporales; Epitheliaceae
Product: phospholipid:diacylglycerol acyltransferase
Exons: 16
Coding region: 1-2064 (687 amino acids)
Biological process (GO): triglyceride biosynthetic process; lipid storage
Cellular component (GO): cytoplasm; perinuclear endoplasmic reticulum
Molecular function (GO): phospholipid:diacylglycerol acyltransferase activity
Source: RefSeq, a predicted model, not a curated record